Messenger RNA from Phytophthora sojae, 699 nucleotides. RefSeq lists its product as hypothetical. Bases 1 to 699 code for a protein of 232 amino acids. The record is from RefSeq and is a predicted model, not a curated record. Gene Ontology annotation, cellular component: nucleus. The transcript has 4 exons. Lineage: Eukaryota; Oomycota; Peronosporomycetes; Peronosporales; Peronosporaceae.
AUGGAGGCUCGAGGUACCGGUUCCGGCGUCCCAAAAGCGUCGCUAGCAGGCUUCGUGUCCACCUCAGUGCUCACGUCCUCGGAUGGGCUCUUCGGCGACAACGUGGAGGAGAAGCGCGUGACGGAGGCGCCGGCCCCACGAGCAGAGGACGCAGCUGGCUACAAGCCUCUGUACGAGCAGCUACAAGAGCGUCGGGAGCAGAAGGACAGCGGAUGGAAGGAGAAGAACAACCCGUUCGCGCCUCCUAAAGGACUGGACGAGGAGGAGUUCGAGUACAUUAAGGACCUUGAGAGCAUGAAGGAGGACUCGGAGCGGAAGCGCCAAGCACAGCACGAAGAGGACCUCGCCCAAUUCUUGGUCGCACGUGGUGCCCCAAAAGCUGGUGGUGGUGCAGCGCUUACAGCUCAGCAAUUGCAGAAGUUCCCGGCUAAGAAUGAUUUCAAGACUGCGGCGAAGAAGAAGGCUCCAGUGGUGGUGGUGCGGGCCAAGCGAAAGGCUGAAAAGGACAAACCCCGUAAGGCCACUUCGAAGAGUGUCGAGCCACACGAUACGGUGAAGGGGGAACCGGUGAAGAAGAAGCAAAAGACCGACGCAAAGGAUUCGAGCGAUGCGCCAGUCGAGAAGAAAGCAAAGCCAAAUACUGCUGCGCUUGGGUUGAUGGCCUAUGGUAGCGACAGUGACAGUGACAGCGACAGCUAG